Molecule: messenger RNA, 4334 nt
Organism: Capsicum annuum
Lineage: Eukaryota; Viridiplantae; Streptophyta; Magnoliopsida; Solanales; Solanaceae
Exons: 5
Coding region: 176-3709 (1177 amino acids)
Molecular function (GO): DNA binding
Source: RefSeq, a predicted model, not a curated record
GACACAUCCUAAAGUCCAAACCAAUAGCAGUAAACAGUUAAUACACUCCUUGAAAAAAGUAAAAACAAGCCCUUCCAUUUUCAGUAAUUGACACACACACCCUUCCCUCCCAAACUAAUAGUACUAUUAUAUUUUUUUCUCCUCAUCCAAUUGAACCAAAAAUUCCCUCUUUUUCAUGGCUACUUCCGUUACCGUCAAUUCUUCCUCCGCCGUUACCGUCAAUGACGUCGUCGGAGGCCCUCCUCCACUUCAAGCAGAAUCAAUCUCCAUCGUUGAUCUCCGUCUUCUUUCUCAAUCUGAACUUUACUCUCUUUCCCUUUGUUCCUCUUCCGCUUUUAACCCUCGUCGGGAUGAUGACGUCGUUAUCCCUAAAAUUGACCGUUCCGUUUUCAAUGAAUCUGCUGGCUCCCGCAAACAAACCUAUUCCCGUCUCCGCCUUGCCCCCGCCGCCGCCGCCGCUGCUGCUGCGGCUUCUUCCUCCUCCGUCAUCCGUAGCCGUACCCCGCACCUACGAAAUUCUUCUCUUCAAAAUUCGGAUUUUAACAGUGGCUCUGAAAAUUCGGAGAGUUCGCAGAUUGUUACGAUGCUUAAGCAGUUAUUUGGUUCGGGUUCCAGUACGGCAGCGAAUCCGACUGAUUUGGUACCUAUUCGGGUUGAUUAUUCUGAUUCGUUCUCCGUGCCGGCUCCUGCGCCUGUGCCAGUGCCAGAAUUGGGCAAUGUAGGUUCAAUUGGGCAGAAAAGGAAGCGAGGACGGCCUAAGAGGAAUGAGAAUAGCGGGGUGGUUGAGGUUAAGGCUGCGAAGGCGGAUGUGGAAGUGAAGGACAUUGUAGUUUAUCAAAAUGUGGAUGAAAGGGAUGAUAGGGAUAAGGAGAUUAUGAAUAAGGAUGGUGUACCAGUGGAUUUGGCGGCUCUAGGAGCAUUGGAGGAUCCGUUUGGGCAGGAAUUGAGGAGGAGGACUGAGGGUUUGGGGAGUGGAGAGGAGUUGUUAGGGUUUCUAGGGAGAUUGAAUGGGCAAUGGGGGAGUACGAGGAAGAAGAGGAGGAUUGUGGAUGCAGGUGAGUUCGGGAGUACGCUGCCAAAAGGUUGGAAGCUUUUGCUUUCUGUUAAGAGGAAAGGAGGCCAUGCAUGGGUGCAUUGUCGGCGCUAUAUAAGCCCUAAUGGACGGCACUUUGGCACAUGCAAGGAAAUUUCUUCAUAUUUGCUUUUUCUUCAUGGUGAACGGAAUGAAAAUCUUCCUACAUAUGCUAAGAGUAGUGAAACUGUUGAGAUCACUAAUGCAUGUGCUUUGGUUAGUACUUCAGCAGAUCUCAGAGUUCAAGAUGGCGGCGAAAAGGAGAGCUCUCUUUUUCAUAACUCAGCCCCUGCCGUUGGUCAUGGGGAGUUUCAAGGUUUAUUAAAUUUUGGAGAACUAUCAGAGGUCCAAGUAGGAGAUCUGUUGCACUGUGACAAAUGCAAUGUGACGUUUAAUAAUAAGAAUGAUUUAUUGAAGCACCAGUUAUCUUCUCAUCAGAAAAGGAGAUCUAGAAAUGGUGGUCAAUCCAUUACUGAUGGAGUAAUAAUUAAAGAUGGAAAAUUUGAAUGUCAAUUCUGCCAUAAGACAUUUGAAGAAAAGCAUCGGUACAAUGGUCAUGUUGGGAACCAUGUCAAGUACCAGCUAAAGACUGCAGAUGGAUCUCUUCCAAUCAAAAUGGGAGGGUACGUUGAACCUGUGGUGUCUAGCAGAGCCAUGCUAAGGGAGCCCAUUAUGCAGGAUUCAGUUGUUCCGCUGAGGAACCUGACAGAAAAUGCUGGUGCAAGUGUGGAUGAUGGUGACAAUCAUGCACCUCCUAGUAAAAUCCAGGAGGACGAUCACAUGGAGACUGAUGAUAAGCUAGAAGGUCCAGCUGAAGGAACCAAUAAGGGCUGUCAUAACCAGGAAGAUAUUUCUGUGAGUUCCCCUAUUUCAUCGAACGAAAAAACAUGUACCGAUAUAAGCAAAGUAAUUGUCUGUUCCAACAUAGAAGAACCUAAACAGGAAGGUUUACUUUGUUCAAAUGGCGUUGUUGAUUCGUGUGGUGUUAGUGUGGAAGAUGGCAAGUUUUUCCCUACAGUGGAUGAGAGCAAAUUAGAGAGUGAUAGGUUGGUGGAUGCUGAGUCAACAACUGCGUUAUGCAGAAAUGCCAGUCUGCCGGAUGAGAAUAGUUUGAUAAGUGCCAGACAGGUUCCACUCACUGAAGAUCACUCAGGGAAGAACAUUGAUGUUCUGAAUGGUGUAUCCUUUCUGUCAGAAACAUCCAAGGAAAACAGAGAUUUUAAGAGCAGCCUAGGUACCCCAUCUUGUGACAAGGAAGGAUCCACGGUAGAUUAUGUAGGAGUUCAUUCUGGGCAGGACAGCUAUUCAUUUGUUCCACAUCCAGAUGAACAUGUAAAUACAGCUGAAAGAGAUGUGACUGAUGUUUCUGCUUGCGUUCUAGACGGUCUUGCGCAGCAGAAAGGUGACGGGAGCAGUCUGCUUUCUCCGUCAUGUGACAAGAACAGUGAGAUUGAAUCUCAGAUUUUUAAUGAUUUGAAAAGAAGUGCAGAUGAGCCCAAGAUUAAUCAGCUGCAGAGUGUUACUAGUGAUAUAGUGGGAUUUACUUCUAGUAACAAUCAUGCUGUGCAAAAAGUUGAUGCCAGUAACAUAGAGAAGGAAAAAAGUCUUGCAUUCUGCUCGCUUUUUCCAGUCACGAAUGCGAGGGCAUCUUGUGCAGAAGAUCACGAUACCAAAGUUUACCAGAGCACAAUGGAAGUUAAUGAUCAGCAAAGGUCUGCGAGUGCAUUAUUUUCUUCAACCAAUGUGCCAGAAGCUUCCACCAAGGAAUACACCAUGAACAGGAGCUAUAACAACUCUUUGGAUGAAUCUAAAUUUGGUCUUGAAAAUUCUCGACAUCAUGAUCUCAAUGUUGUUUUCAGCAAUUCUCAUGUGGAUCUAGGUGCAAAUUUGAACUGUACAACGUUCCAACUUGGCAUGGAGGAAACAUAUGGAGUUCAGGAUAAUCUCCAUAGAAGAUUGGAGACCGAUAAACAUGGAGAAGUUGGGAUUGAUUUAAGUAAUUCAACAUUCAAGGGAAAAACGGGGGAUUUUGGAAGUAACUUCAACACAGUUUUUCAUGGUCAGUUGUGGGAUGAACAGAAAGUAGAUGAAGUUGAUAACUCUGGAAAGAAGAUAAUUACUAGUUUUGGUUGUGGAGAUGCCAAACCUAAUGAGGAUGUCAUGGCCGGAAGCAUUUGGAGAACGGGUGUGGAAAAUGUCAUUCAAGGUGGCUCAGCAGACAAUUCAACCUCAGUAGCCCAGUCAUCUAAUUGUUUCCAGAACUAUGAUGUUUUGUCAGAUAAGGUUCACACUCUCUUCGGAGAGAAUGAGAAGUAUGACGGCAACACUGGCUUUGAUGGGUUGAGAUCUGACAGAAGUGGACCAGUGGAAUAUAGUUUCAUGGGCACACACAGUUUAAAUUCUCUUCAAGAAGAGCCUCAAGUUUAUAUAGAACAAGGAUUUAAUUCGUCAUUUUGGCUUGGAAAAGACAAUGUAAUGCCAAAUUUAGCAGGCAGGAAUCCGACGACCGUGGUAUGUGUUUGGUGCAGAAAUGAAUUCUAUCAAGAGCCUGACCAGUUAGGAGCAGAAGCAGGUUCAAUUGGUUUUAUGUGUCCAACCUGCAGUGGGAGGAUCUCAGGGCAGUUUAGCUUUAUGUAGAACUUGUCAUUGAUCCACAUUGAACGUAGUUUUCAGACGGAGGAUUUGGUCAAAGGGAGAGCUGAAAAAAUUAAUUAGAAACUCUAGAUUAUGAGUGGAUCAAGAUCAAUGUUAGUUAAGUUAGCAUGUAACCUUCCCUAUUCUUUUGACUGAAGUAAGUCAAAUCACUUACUGUGUUUUAGAGAAGAAUUUGAGGUUUUAAGCUCCUUUAGCCAUUUUUUUUUUGUCAAUGUAGUCAUACAGGAUAUGUUAGGAUCAGAAUCCAUCAGUAGGACCUAAACAUUUCCUGAUUAUUAGAUUAUUAGGUAGGUGCUGAUUUGUUUCCGAUUUGAGUUGUGGAUGGGAGCAUGAAGAGGCAGCUUUGAUCAGUUAGCAGCAGUGUGACGGAGGAUGGAUGAAGAAGCAACUCUGAUUGGUUAGCAGCAGCGUAAUGGAGGAUGGAUGAAGAAGCAACUUUGAGAUCAGUUUGUAGAGAUGACUGUGAUAUCCUCCUCCUACCAAUAUCUCAUUGAGAUUCUUCUUUCAAAUGAUUCUAUUACUUGUUACUAAUUUGAACUUUUACAAGUUUCUUGUAGAAUUUGAAUUUGCAGCUGUGUGUUAUGUUUUCUUUUUUGCCUUCUGAUCA